AUGGUUGACCAAAACUUUUGGCUUUGGAUUAUUGUCACAGAAUUUCCAGUAGCUUAUACUUUUUUGGGUCUACAAGAUGCGAGCAACGAAGACGAACUCUUCGACGAAGGUUCUCCUCUCUGGCGAAAGUCCUCCUCCCCGACAACGUUCUCCUCUCCGACGACGGUUUUCGUGAUCCAAUUGGGAAAAGAUGGGUUUCUCUCCAGAAGUGGUAUAUGGGAAUCUCUAAUUCAAAGCAUCUGCGUUGCUGGGAAGAACCCAGAAAAAGCAUGCUCUCUCUUGCGGGAUUGCUUAAGAAAUCGCAGUAGUUGGCCUUCUUUUUCUACUUUUUCUUUGUUGAUUAACAGUUUUAGUUCUCUGGGUAAGAUGGAUAGAGCUAUUGAAGUCUUGGAGAUGAUGACAGACGAGAAAAUCGGACACCCGGUUAAUAAUUCCAUUUGUAGUUCAAUAAUUUCAGGGUUUUGUAGAAUUGGAAAUCCUGAGCUCGCAUUGAAGUUUUAUGAGAAUGUUGAGAAAAUUGAAUCUUUUCGGCCUAAUGUUGUAACAUAUACGGCUCUUGUGAGUGCACUUUGUAUAGAGUGUAGAGUUAAGGAGGUUUCUGACUUGGUUUGUAGAAUGGAGAAGGAAGGAAUUGUUUUAGAUGCUAUAUUUUACAGUAGUUGGAUUUGUGGGUAUUUUAUUGAUGGGAUAUUACAAGAGGCAUAUUAG
This is a messenger RNA of Macadamia integrifolia, 708 nucleotides long. Its product is annotated as pentatricopeptide repeat-containing protein At5g57250, mitochondrial-like. The transcript is spliced from 2 exons. Lineage: Eukaryota; Viridiplantae; Streptophyta; Magnoliopsida; Proteales; Proteaceae. Bases 1 to 708 code for a protein of 235 amino acids. Gene Ontology annotation, molecular function: protein binding. The record is from RefSeq and is a predicted model, not a curated record.